Geosmithia morbida is the source of this 2892-nucleotide messenger RNA. RefSeq names its product Ubiquitin-protein ligase. The record is from RefSeq and is a predicted model, not a curated record. Gene Ontology annotation, biological process: protein ubiquitination; ubiquitin-dependent protein catabolic process. The transcript has a single exon. Bases 1 to 2892 code for a protein of 963 amino acids. Gene Ontology annotation, molecular function: ubiquitin protein ligase activity. NCBI's taxonomy places the organism in Eukaryota, Fungi, Ascomycota, Sordariomycetes, Hypocreales, Bionectriaceae.
AUGACUACCGACACCGCUUCCGCCUCUCCGGCCCUCCAGGGCCUCCAGAAUGGCACAGCAUGGUACAACCUAACCUCAUGGACUGUCAACGUUACUCGUUAUGCACCUUCUUUCGAAGACAUCGUCUCGGCAGCCCCCCGUAUGGCUAGGAAGCUGGGCUCCUUCGUCUCCCAUCAUGACUUGCUGAAUGCAGACGGAAGCGACGGACAGGGGCCAGUCGCGGCUGCAGCUGCCGGCCUCAAUAAUGCUGUAGCUGCCGAAUCGAACCUCUACAACUUCGUUGACUCAUCGGAGGGAGAGACUGUGGGCGCCCUGGGAGCGUCACCGGAUACGGCUGCGAGAGCUUCCGGUAUCACCAUCGAUGGCACUCGCGGCUUUGGUAGCGUCUUCACCUACGCCACCAGCAAGUGGGCUCUGGCCUGUAUUGGCAUGGCUGUCGUCCUCAACCGAACACAUAUAUACGCUGCUACCCGACGGCGCCUUCGCCUCCGUUGGACCGUCCGGCUACUAUUGCGGUUCCUGCCCAUCGUCCUCAUCACCAUGCAGUCUGUCCGGCUGCUGCAGUCUCUCCAAUGUCAGACGUCACCGGACUUUGCCAUGAUGCGGUGGGGGGACAGCACCAAGUCGUCUGAUCUCAUGUUCUUGCACCAGAACAAAUUUUUCAACUCUCUCGCCGGCACUCUGCUCCAAUCAACCGAUGAACAGUCUUGCCUCGCGGUUAACAUGGUACCCUCGCCGGAUGAUGUAUCGACACAGCACCUCCGUGGGUCUCUCUCGCGCCUGUGGCCCCUCUUCGCGACUUUCUGCCUCAGCCACUUCCUAGAGACGCUGUCUUGUGCUGUCCAGGGCCGUGCUCAUGCCUACGAGACAGCCAUGACCCUCUUCGAGCAGUCGCUGGCAUUCGCCGAGGCUGACGCUGCAGUUAGUAACCAGCUGGCAUGGAGUAAACCUACCAAGACUUCCCUUGGCGUAACCACUUCCAUGACAGGGACCACCGUCUCCAUCACAAAGUCAAUGAUUAUGCGACGCGUCAAUACCCCGCCAGAGGUAUUGUUCGUUGCUCUGUUGUCGUCUCUGACGCACAUAUCGAGUCAUGUUCUCGGUGUCUUUGAUCUGCAGGCCAGGUACCGUCUAGUCAACACCGGCUUCUGGGCCUUUUGCUUCAUGUCAACAUUGUUGUGGAGCGCCGCAACAUUUGACAUGGACGAUGCGACCUCCCAGGGACUACUGAGAUACCCCACAGUCUGCAUCAUUGGCCUCAUCCCACACGCUCUCGUUCUUAUGGGGAUCCUGAUCUGCCUCUUCAUCUACGCCAUAGGCCUGGGAUUGUCGGCCCUGUCACCCUCUCCCGAGGAGGAGCGUCAGGGGCUAACUUUCCGCCAGCGACUCGUCCAGGCGCACCACAAUAUGCAAGCCAAUGUGACACUGUCUGAGAUCCGCAUCGCGCGGGAGAUGGAUAUCUACACUGCUCUACUAAGGGCUGGAUUCGCCGCCGUCACCAUGGCCAGUGAGGCUGUGUACCUCAAUGAGGAUCGCGGUGUAAGCUUGAAGCGGCAUACCUGGCUGGAGGAGGCCCGUCUCAAAGAGGUUGAGGACUUGCAAAAGAGCUGGUCCAGCAUCGGGCCUGCCACAUCUAGCUUCGACCAGAUUGGUGCUAUUGGUCUCGUCCCUGUCAAGGAGAACAGACUGAGCGUCAACAAUGGUUUCUCACGAGAGCGUGCGGCCCAGGCUGUCCCAAACGCGCGAACCGAGCGUGGGAUGCGUGUCGGUGUCGGAGCGACGGAGAGGAGCGCCAGAUGGGUUAUGGCGGUGGAGCUGUUCGUCAACAUCUUGAGGUUGUUUGCACGACUGGGGGCCAUUGUCAUCCUCUGGGUCCUGAGCGUUGCCCGUAUCCGGGCUCAACCAGAAUGGCUUCUGCGACUCGCCCGUCGAAACAAGGAAGAGCGUGAUGGGGACUCGGCGUCCAGCAAGGAGUCUGAGCGACCCGUUGCGGCGGCGUCGGGUAGCAGUAACCCUGACACGAUGGACGUCAUGGACAUUGAGGCCGAGAUCCGACGUACGGCGGAGGACCAGCCCGAAGAGAGCCUGGAUGCAAACCUGUACAGCUACUGGCUUCAUGGCGGGUGGUGGGGAUCAAAGGACACGAGCGGUGACUACGAACCCUCGACGGUGGAUGACGACAACUGGGACGCAACGAGCAUGAUUUCAACGACGACGAUGACAACAGAUAACCCCACCCCCAGCGAGGCAGGAUGGAUGUCGGAGGACGAAGGCCAGAGGACCCCGACGCGGCGCUCGCCGCGCACCUCCUUCGCCGAGGCCGCUCAGAUGGACAGCCCGCUGUCUAUGGGUGAUCUUGCCCGGCUCCUGCAGCCCAAGAACGCCGAGGAGCGGGCCAACUCUCGUGCCCUGGCAGCCCACUUCCAGAGCGACCGGAUAGUGACGCGUUCCCGCUUCAAGCGCAUGGAGCAGCUUCAGCGCACGCGCAUCCUCACCAAUGCGGGAACGCAGUCCGUCUCCCUUCCCGACGACAACAACACUACCGGUCAUAGUGGCAGCGGCGGCCGUGGUGGCUCCCUAGGCCGACCCAACGGCAAGAUGAGCGAGGAAGAGGAGGAGCGCGUCCUGGAGCAGCUCCUCCUAAGCCGACGGAACGAGGCGGCCAAGGCGGGCAGCAACCUCAACGGCAGAGGCGAGGAGGAGACGUCGUACGGGAGCGACGGCCCACACUGCGUCGUGUGCCAAUGCGCGCCGCGGGCCAUCAUCGUCUGGCCGUGCCGCUGCCUCAGCCUGUGUGAUGACUGUCGCGUGUCGCUAGCUAUGAACAAUUUCGACAAGUGCGUCUGCUGCAGGAGGGAGGUUAUGAGUUUCAGUCGCAUAUAUGUUCCUUGA